AUGAAAUCAAAAGAUAUACUGCUGAAUAUUGCCUUCUUCUCCCAGACAGGAAUUGGGGUUCUGGGGAAUUCCUUUCUUAUUUGUCUCUUCACUCUUGUCUUUUUCAGUGGACAUAAGAUGAGGUUUAUAGACGCUAUUAUCGCCCAACUGGCCAUGGCCAACUGCUUGGGAAUUCUCUUAAAGGGCAUCCCCAAAACACUGACAACUUUGGGUAUGAGGAAUUUCUUUGAUCCAAUUGGUUGUAAAAUUAUUUUCUACCUUCAGAGAGUAACUAGGGAUCUUUCCCUCAGCAUGACUUGCCUCCUGAGUUGUUUUCAGGCCAUCACCAUCAGCCCCAGCAAUUCCAAGUGGGCAGAGCUUAAAUCUAGAGCCCCCAAAUACCUCAUGCCCUCUAGUCUCUGCUGUUGGAUUUUUCACCUACUUUUCUGCAGCUAUAUUCUAUCACAAAUUCAAGGAUCAAGGCACAUGAGAAACAUCACUGAGAUUCAAGAUCUUGGAUAUUGUCCUUAUAAGCUUGCUUCAGGAUUUCAAGCCUCUUUAUUUUCAAUCAUUCUCUCCUUUCCUGAUGCUGUGUAUGUGGUAUUUAACUUGUCUACCAGUGGCUACAUGGCAUUUCUUUUAUACAGACAUCACAAGCAAAUCCGGCAAGUUCACCUCACCUGCCUCUCCCCCAGAGUUUCCCCUGAGAACAGGGCCACCAAAGCUAUCCUACUGCUAGUGAGCACCUUUGUUUCCUCCUACUCACUCAACUGCAUCUUGACAGUAUAUAUGUCAUUUACAAAGUCCUCAUCUGGGUUGUUCCAUACUUCUGCUUUUCUGUCUGCAAGUUUCCCAGUUGUGAGCCCUUAUGUAUUGAUCAGCACUGACUCACAAGUUCCCAGGUACCUCUAUGUUCUUUGUGGGAGGAAAAUGCUAAAUUCUGGUCUUAAUAGAUGGAUAUUCUCUGUCUAG
Messenger RNA from Sarcophilus harrisii (Tasmanian devil), 951 nucleotides. RefSeq names its product vomeronasal type-1 receptor 4-like. Lineage: Eukaryota; Metazoa; Chordata; Mammalia; Dasyuromorphia; Dasyuridae. The transcript has a single exon. Gene Ontology annotation, cellular component: membrane. Bases 1 to 951 code for a protein of 316 amino acids. Gene Ontology annotation, biological process: G protein-coupled receptor signaling pathway. The record is from RefSeq and is a predicted model, not a curated record. Gene Ontology annotation, molecular function: pheromone receptor activity.